Kwoniella shivajii is the source of this 1671-nucleotide messenger RNA. RefSeq lists its product as uncharacterized. The transcript has a single exon. The coding region runs from base 1 to 1671 and encodes 556 amino acids. NCBI's taxonomy places the organism in Eukaryota, Fungi, Basidiomycota, Tremellomycetes, Tremellales, Cryptococcaceae. The record is from RefSeq and is a predicted model, not a curated record.
AUGACAUCAACGUCGCCUAUACUCGUAGCGACUUGCUCGACAUCACCCAUUCAAUCACCUCGAUCAUCAGUAUCCUCCCUCAAUAACAGAUCCGGACCACCUUUGACUCCAGUAUACGAAUUAGAUAAGAUGACUUCGGAUUUGGUGAUUAGUGCAGAUGAAGUGAAUGAAUCUCACGCGGAUGAUGUAGAACCAAUAAAAGCUAGAAAUAUAGAUGUCAAAUCCGCUCGCAGGAAUUUACCAGGUUUAACCGUACCCCCGCCCACUUUCAACCCAUUUUCAUUUGGAACCUCUUCACCGUCCGCUUCAUCUUCUUCAUCAAUAGGUAGAACGCCAAGUCCCUUGUCUUCAACAGACGAUGUUGCGCUCCCUUCCGAAGAAUUCAAAUUCGGUAGUUGUCCAUCCACAUCAUUCCUUGGCACCCCCACAGCCGAACAAGGUCCUUUCGAAUAUCCUUCCUCGUCGUCCACAAGUCCACCAAGAAGAGGUUCAAUAUCCCCCACCGCAUCAAGAAGAGAAAGUUUAGCUUUAGGAAUGACGCAUCGUAGAGGAUCAAUCAUACCUAGUCAUCCACAUUUAGGGAUCUCACCACCAGCCACACGGCGUAGCUCCACUUGGUCAACGAUAACAACUCUUCCCGCUGCAGGGCGCCGUCCUUCGAUCAUCCAUUCAGCAACAGUCGAGGUGAACCUUCCACAAGCGGAACCCACUUCACCACCUCCUCAUCAACUUCCUCUUUCCGCUACCGCCAGUCGACGUCAAUCCGUUUUAAUGUUCCCAGCCAAACCCCUUCCUGCACCCAUACCACCAUCCCUCCUUGCUCGACGAGGCUCGUUACCCGCAGCACAGCUUUUCGGUGUUCCCUUAUCGGACCAGCCAAACAGGAUGAGGGCAAGUUAUUCGUCCGGAUCCGCUUCUGGUUCAGCCACAAUAUCUACUGCUCAAUUGUAUCUUCGAAGGCAAAGUGUAGUGUCAGAAAGUGGAUUUUCAAAUAGCUCGGGCGCGACUGUGAUGGAUGCUGGAGAAGGUGGAGUCAGCAGAAGACCCUCAAUGAGACCUAGAACGCCUUCAGCAGAUUUCACUUUCCCUUCAUCAAGAAGAGGUUCAGUAUCUUUCUUUCCACCUAUACCGACCACAACAAAUCAAAGUCAGACCCCAACUAGAUCCGGAUCAUUGUCAUCAAGAAGUAGUGUCGCUUCAACCUCAUCACAUAGAAGCAGUGGCUCGUCGAGACAACCAAUUCACUUCUCACCCCGUCAUCCUUCCUUCUCGGCUACUUAUGCUUAUCCUUCACGACAGAGCUCAAUCACAUCUGUGACCUCUUCUAUUCCAGCUUCACCUAAAAUAGAACUCUUGUCGAAGAGGACGAGGGGUCCUACUAACGGAUCAACUUUCAGUACUACUUCGUUGAGUAGCUCAGAGGAAGAGGAUCAUGAAGAGGACCUGCCCUCCCCGAAUCAACAUGCGUUAGAAGGGCAAUUGCCCUCGGCUAUGACUUUCGUUGAUCCUUGGUCAGUCACAUCGUCGAAGCCAAUAGCGACUAGUCCAGUACAAGCAACCUCAGGCGAAGUAGCCAAAAGUCAUGUACCACUUGAGACUCCACCAUUAGACACUGUGUAUGAAAGACCGCCCUUGGAAAGUAUGGACAGUGGCGCGACUGAGAGAGCGUAG